UCCUUCACAGUCUUAGUCUUCUCUGUAUUUGGAAACAAAAAAUAAAACUUUGGCUAUGGUGUGUUACUUGUUUGACUGGGGUAUGGACUUUAUGUUUUAUGCUGUGGCUUGCAUUAGAUACCAAUUUGGGUAAAGUAUUUGGAUUACUUCUUCUUUGAUUUUGUUUGAGAUGUUGGUGAAGAUGGUUCUGAGUAGCCGAAUUUUCAUUGCUAGUGUUGUUGUUAGUUUGUUUCUGCUGAUUAAUUGUGGCAUGACCUAUGGGACUGAGACUGAUAUCUUCUGCUUGAAAAAUGUGAAGAAUUCACUUCAAGACCCCUACAAUUAUUUGCAAUCAUGGGAUUUCAACAACAAAACAGAAGGAUAUAUAUGCAAAUUUACUGGGGUAGAAUGUUGGCAUCCUGAUGAAAAUAGAGUCUUAAAUCUCAAACUGUCAAACAUGGGACUAAAGGGACAGUUUCCUCGCAGCAUUCAGAAUUGCUCAAGCUUGACAGGAUUAGAUCUUUCAAUUAACAGACUCUCUCAAACCAUUCCACAAGAUAUAUCUACCCUUCUUAAGUUUGUGACAACUCUUGAUCUAUCAUCAAAUGAUUUUACUGGGGAUAUCCCUUUGUCCCUUGCAAACUGUACUUAUCUUAAUAGUCUUAAACUUGAUCAAAACCAACUCACAGGUCAUAUUCCUGCUGAAUUGGCUUUGCUCCAAAGGCUUAAGUCAUUUAGUGUCUCCAACAAUCUUUUGACAGGGCAAGUUCCAGCCUUUAGAAAUGGUAUUGUUACAGCAGACAGUUAUGCAAAUAAUUCAGGCCUCUGUGGUGUCCCCUUGGAGCAAUGCCAGGCCAUAGCUUCCAAGACUAACACUGCAGUUAUAGCUGGAGCAGCUGUUGGUGGUGUCACUGCUGCAGCAUUAGGAUUGGGUAUUGGAUUGUUCUUCUAUGUGCGGCGCAUGUCUUAUAAGAAAAAGGAAGAGGACCCUGAAGGAAACAAGUGGGCAAGAAGUCUUAAGGGAACCAAAGCAAUAAAGGUUUCUAUGUUUGAGAAGUCAAUUUCAAAAAUGAACUUGAAGGAUCUCAUGAAGGCUACUAGUAACUUCAGUAAAAGCAAUAUUAUUGGGUCUGGAAGAUCAGGAACUAUUUACAAAGCUGUCCUUCAUGACGGCACAUCGCUCAUGGUCAAGAGAUUGCAGGAAUCUCAACAACACACAGAGAAAGAAUUUCUGUCUGAGAUGGGAACGCUAGGGACUGUCAGACAUCGUAACUUGGUUCCCCUUUUAGGUUUUUGCAUGGCCAAAAAGGAGAGGCUUCUGGUCUAUAAAAAUAUGCCAAAUGGUACCCUACAUGAUCAACUACAUCCUGCUGAUGGUGGGAGCACCAUGGACUGGUCUCUAAGGCUCAAAGUUGCAAUUGGAGCAGCAAGAGGAUUAGCAUGGCUUCAUCAUAGCUGCAAUCCCCGCAUCAUCCACCGAAACAUAAGCUCUAAAUGCAUCCUGUUGGACGUAGAUUUUGAGCCCAGAAUUUCUGAUUUUGGCCUUGCUAGAUUGAUGAACCCAAUUGAUACACAUUUGAGUACUUUUGUGAAUGGGGAGUUUGGGGAUUUAGGUUAUGUUGCUCCUGAGUAUGCAAAAACUUUGAUGGCUACACCUAAAGGGGAUGUUUAUAGCUUUGGGACUGUGCUUCUUGAGUUGGUGACAGGUGAAAGACCUACCCAUGUGGCUAAAGCUCCGGAAACUUUUAAAGGAAAUUUGGUAGAAUGGAUUACACAGUUCUCUAGCAAUUCAAAACUUCAGGAUGCCAUUGAUGAAUCACUAGUUGGGAAGGGUGUUGAUCAUGAGCUUUUCCAAUUUCUAAAGGUUGCAUGCAACUGUGUUACAGAAACUCCAAAGGAGAGGCCCACUAUGUUUGAAGUAUACCAGCUUCUAAGAGCUAUUGGGAGUAGAUAUAAUUUCACAAUUGAGGAUGAGAUUAUGAUGCCUACAGAUACUGGUGAUACUGAUAACUUAGAAGAACUUAUUGUAGCUCGAGAGCAAACUGGUUGAAAAGGUAUAUCAGAUAUAAUAGGUUAUGUAAUCAAUUUUAAUAUGUAAGUAUCUCUUACCUUAUGGUCCUAAAAUAAAUGUUAGUGUUAUAUAUAGGUUUUGUGGUCCAGAUCCAGUUGUGUGCGAUCAAUAUUGAAACAUCAAUUUAAUAUCAUCAAUGAUGGAUGCCCAUUAUAUAUA
Molecule: messenger RNA, 2209 nt
Organism: Gastrolobium bilobum
Lineage: Eukaryota; Viridiplantae; Streptophyta; Magnoliopsida; Fabales; Fabaceae
Product: probably inactive leucine-rich repeat receptor-like protein kinase At5g48380
Exons: 3
Coding region: 170-2029 (619 amino acids)
Biological process (GO): protein phosphorylation
Molecular function (GO): protein binding; ATP binding; protein kinase activity
Source: RefSeq, a predicted model, not a curated record